AUGAAUUUAGAUAAUUCUUUUUUGAACAAAUUAGAUGGCAUUUCGAAAUGUACAACGUCUCCAAGACAAGCUUCUGAUGUUUAUAAUAUAAAACGUUCAACUCUUGAGAGAAAGAUAAAAAAAGCCAUUUUUGUCAAGUUUAGAUGUAAAACCGUACCAAAAUGUCUCGAUGAAAAUCUUAACAAUCUCUGGAAGAAAUGUAUUAUUGAUUGUUGUGUAGCAGUAUCCAAGAUGAGAUUUAGACUUAGUCGUGUUAAAAUGAGACAGCUUACAUUCGAGUAUGCUAAAAAACUUGAGAAAAUGUUCCCUCAUUUACGUUCUCGAGGUCGCAGUCCAUGGGAAACCAAUAAAGAGGCUGGAAUGGAUCGAAAAUCAGUAUUUAACAGAAACAAUUAUGGUCAGUAUUAUGAUAUGGGGAGUGACGAAGGGGGUUUGUCCAGCGUAAUAGUGUGUGACAGGGAGAAAGGAGAGGGUAACCGGAUGCGAACGUACGCAUACUGUCUUCAGGCUGCUGCCAAAGUGCCGACUAGAGGAGAACAUGGGAAAGGGAAUUUUAGGGAAUCACUGUUCGGGAAUCAGGAAUGA
Messenger RNA from Helobdella robusta, 585 nucleotides. RefSeq lists its product as hypothetical. The transcript is spliced from 3 exons. The record is from RefSeq and is a predicted model, not a curated record. NCBI's taxonomy places the organism in Eukaryota, Metazoa, Annelida, Clitellata, Rhynchobdellida, Glossiphoniidae. The coding region runs from base 1 to 585 and encodes 194 amino acids.